GUAACGAUCCCGAUCAACCAACAGAGUGAGGCGCUCCGACAGUGUGCGUUGGCGGUACACCUGUCCUCGUAGUGGGGCGCAAGGCCGCUAGGUGGCAGCGUUAUCGUGUCUGGCUGUCGAUUGGCGGGCAAGGCAGGCGCGAAGAGAGCGAGGAUCAGGCCUUCGCGAGGAACCUACGCACCGGCACUCUUGAAACCAGGUCAGCGAGUGUUUCCAAGAGUCACCCACGAAUCUUGUGAAAGAAAUUCUGGUUGCUGUCGGCGGAAGGAGGCUUCUAUGGGCGGUCCAGCCCAGCAGUGGCGUGUCUGAGUCCGGAGCAACAGAGACCUUUCCAAUAGAGGUUCGUACGGCUGCCACCGCCAUUGAUUCCAGCGUCCAGCACCUGAAGGCUGCUUGUUCCCCGUCAUGGUUGCUGCAGCGUUCCGACUGAGUGAGCUGUGAUCGCUCAGGCCUGUGGGACGUGUUCUCCUGAAUGUUAACUCUCUGUGCUCGUGUUCUGGUGUGCCGAGGUAAAUGUGCGGCCUAGGAUUCAAACUGAAGAACACCCCCUCCAAGAAGACCUCGCUGCGCUGGGGUGACUGCUGUGGGUGCCGGGCCGCUGCCAGCUCCACCUUCCGCCCCGACCAGUGGACAUGACUGGCUCCCCCUGACCUGACCCUGACCCCGGCCACCACUCGCUCCUUCUUGGGUGACCUCGGUGCUUCUCUUGCCCCUCUCACCACUCUCCUGUCUCAAUAAACUUUUCUUCGAGUGACUUCACCGAGCAGUCGCUGGCGCGCUCCCUCGCUCUCUCUCUCUCUCUUUCGCCGGGCAAGUCUUCCAGGAGGCGUUGCUAUCCUCAAGAAAACUGAAGAAGUGACGAGCCGAGACGAGGCACAAGGAACAAUAGACAUGAAGUUUAUUAUUUUUGUUAAGAAAUAUACGUAAACUAUUUUGAACCCUUGAAGUUUUAUAAGAGCUUUGAAAAGAUUUAUAUUUUGAGAAGAAUGAAUCUCUCUUCUCGAAGCGUGAGCCGCAGGGAGGCUUAACUACCUGUCGCAAGGACCUUCGCCAGGUGAAUACAUUAGGGACACCUGGAGCCAAGCAAGACCAACCCAACCCAGCUCAACCCACCUCAAGCUAACCCAACAGCACCCACGCUUCCCUCACCUUCUCAGCCGCCACCAUGACUAUCAACGUUGGAGGAAUCAUCGCCAUCGUCCUCUUCUACCUUCUCAUCCUCGUCGUCGGCAUCUGGGCGGCGAAGAAGAAGCCUGAAGGGGAGGAUGAUGCCGACGAUGUGAUGUUAGCGGGGCGGAGUAUAGGCGUGUUCGUAGGGAUAUUUACGAUGACAGCCACCUGGGUCGGCGGCGGGUAUAUAAACGGGACGGCCGAGGCGGUGUACGAUACGGGCCUCGUCUGGUGCCAGGCCCCCUUCGGAUACGCUAUGUCGCUGAUCUUCGGCGGCGUGCUCUUCGCUAACAAGAUGCGCUCCCAAGGGUACGUGACGAUGCUGGACCCGCUGCAGGACAAGUUCGGGGAGCGGAUGGGCGGCCUGCUCUUUUUGCCGGCGCUAUGUGGAGAAGUGUUCUGGUCGGCGGCCAUCCUCGGAGCACUGGGUGCUACGCUAUCGGUCGUCUUGGAUAUGGAGCAGGAGAUGGCCGUCAUCCUGUCCGCGUUCAUAGCUGUGGCGUACACCCUAUUCGGAGGCCUGUACGCUGUGGCCUAUACGGACGUGGUUCAACUCGGGUGCAUAUUCUUAGGACUGUGGCUGUGCAUCCCCUUCGCCUGGAACCAUCCCGCCGUCGGGGACGUGAUCAACACGGACAAGGACUGGAUCGGGGCAGUGCCCACCAAACAACUGGGACUCUACUUCGACUACUGCCUCCUGCUGGUGUUCGGCGGCAUCCCCUGGCAGGUGUACUUCCAGCGCGUGUUGUCCAGCAAGUCGGGGCACAAGGCUCAGAUCCUGUCCUACGUGGCCGCCUUCGGGUGCCUCAUCAUGGCAGUGCCGCCCGUCAUCAUCGGUGCCAUCGCCAAGGUCACGAACUGGAACGAUACGGACCUGGAAUGUGAGGAUGCCUUGACCUGCAUCUCCACUAACCACACGGCCAUGAUCCUGCCCCUCGUCAUCCAGCACCUCACGCCCCCCUUCGUCUCCUUCGUUGGCCUCGGUGCCAUCUCCGCCGCCGUCAUGAGCUCCGCCGACUCCUCAGUGCUGUCCGCCGCCUCCAUGUUCGCCAGGAAUAUUUGGAAACUCAUCUUCCGGCAGAAUGCUAGCGAGACGGAGGUGCUGUGGGUGAUGCGGGUUGCCAUCUUCUUCGUCGGGGCUCUGGCCACAACCCUCGCCCUCACCAUCCCCUCCAUCUACGGGCUGUGGUAUCUCUCGUCGGACUUGGUGUACGUGAUCCUGUUCCCUCAGCUGCUCAUGGUCGUGCACUUCAGAAACCACUGUAACCUCUACGGCUCCCUCGGCGCCUAUAUCGUGGGGCUCAUCGUCCGCCUUCUGGGAGGGGAGUCCAUGAUCGGAAUCCCGCCCAUUAUCAAGUAUCCGUGGUAUGAUGAGGAAAACGAGGUCCAGCUCUUCCCCUUCCGCACGCUAGCCAUGUUGCUCUCCGGCCUGUUCCUCGUCAGCGCCUCCAUGUUCUCCCGCUGGGUGUUCGAGACCGGCCGCCUCCCGCCCAAAUACGACGUCUUCCGCUGCGUCGUCAACAUCCCCGACGACGUACAGAAGGUGGGCGAACCGCAGGAGGGCGAGAUGACCAUGAUGGCGUGCCACUCCGUCGUAAAGUACGAUGCCACCGGGGAGAUGAACGGCCGCAUCAACCCGGCACUGACCCUCGGCUCCGACAGCGAGGAAGACAUCCCCGCCCCGACAACCACCACUGCCGAUGGGAAGGUGAAGAAACGCCUGGUCGGGGAGAUCAUUUCCCCGCCGCCCAUCACCUCCCCUAAGAAGCACGACCAGACGAAGCUGUGAAAUAAGUAAAGGAGCCGGAGACGACCCACUCCGGCGACCUCUGAAGGUUCCCCUUGAGACGAACGACCCCGCGCAAGCCACUCUCCUUUAGGUCAUUGAUAUUGAUCCCCGCUGACCUUUGAGGACCUUCACUAGUCUUCGGAAACCUCAGUAACAGUCUCUUCGGGGUCCCCAAGAAAACAGCUAGUCUGGAAGGCUUCGAAAAGAGCCGCCUGUCAGUCCUUGAAGACCCCCUCGGAGUCCCACUCGAGCCGUAGGUCCCGUAGUGAUGUCAAACUCGAGCGUAAUAGUUAGCUUUUAAAGGGGGAAGGACAGGUGACACUUCCGCUGACCUUUGCCCUUGUUUCCGUUACUUCCCAAUCGCCCUUUAUCUUGUGUACCGAUGAUCUCUUCCUUGCCGUGCUGUCUCGUGUUGACCUUUGUCCUGAGAGUAUUCGUUUUCCCCUUUUCCUCAUCAUCUUUCCUUCCUCCUUUAGGAUUUUCAAUUAUGCGAUGUAGGUGUGUGCCUAGUCCGUGCCCGUCGGUUAUUUUUGUAGACAGAUAGGUAGGUGUUUUCUAGUGAGAGUUCGUGGUGUUGCCGAUCGCUUGGUGACUGUCCUGGUCUCUAGAGUAGCAAUGCAUUAACGAAGAGAAAGAGAGAGAUGGCGCGCUGCUCCCUAUCGGCCUUGAGAUCACCUGGCAGACUGGUCGAGGUGUUGGGUGCGGAACCUUGCGGUAGAACUCCUUUGAGGAUGAAGUGAUUUGCUCAGCUGUCGCUCCUGGUGUCACCGCAUGGGGCUGAGGAGGAAGGACUUGAUCUUGAGGCACCAAAGGACAUCGAUUUCUGAUUCUGGUUUCCUGGAAGACCUCAAGACGCGAACCGCACGGAGCCACAACGAUAUUGACCACACUCCAUCUUCCUCCCCAACAUAAAUCUUGACAAAUUAUAAAGAAGAGCCGAAACGAGGACAAACUUUGGGGACUCUUCAUCUUCUCCCUCCCUCAAGUAAGGUCCUGUUCACCUGUAGCUUGAGCCUUUCCAAUCGACAGGACCAGCAACCCGCCACUAUCUCGCUAAAGAGAAGGCGGAUGCUCAAUCUAUCCCUGUGAACGUAAAACAAACUGAAGCAACACGAACACGCCACUUAGCAAGACGUCUUGACCUCCACUUGACCCCCAACGCGGCGACAACUCAAAGGGAAGGACCGGCGAACACUACGGAGGGAGAAAAACAAUAUGGCAACGUUUCCAGAAUGUCGAGACUAAAAAGGACCAACUCCGACCCCUUUGAAAACGCACGUCUCAGUCUCUCUUUGUUAAUGGUGAACCUCGGCGAGUGUGAGCGCUCUAAGGUGUGUAGACUCUAUGUAGGACCACCAGCAAUAAAUAUAAAAUAGUGGAAAACCAUAAAAAAUAAUAAAGCAUUCAGUGUUAGCGAUGAGCGAGUCCUAUCAAGUCUGUGUUUACCUCCCUAGUGACCCGGGUACUGGUGGCAUGAGUCGCUCGGGCGGGAGGUUGGCGAUGACUCUUUACUCAGUGUUCUCCUCGAUGUCGGUGUGUGAGUGAGUGGCGAGUGGUGAGUGCGUCGGUGUGUGAUGUCCAACCUGACUUUCGUUUCCUAGCGCCGGAGAUUCGUCGUAUGUACCCCUCCUCCUCCCCUUCGGCCUCCACAACCUUCCCCGCCUCUACCUCCCCCAUCUUCUUCCCUAUCUUCUGUUCUCCUCCACGACGUACCCUCCCACGCCUUCCUCUUCCCUAGCCCUCUCAAUCUCUCUUCCCCUUCCUCCUCCACCUCGUAACCUCUCUACCUCCCCAACUCCCUUUCCCUCCCACUAUUCUCUUCCCCCUUCCCCUUGACCUCCUCAGACCCCUCCCCUCCCCCUCCUUCCCGCCUUCCAUCAUUCCCACGUAAACGCUGUCCAGUCUCGUUCGUUUGAAAACGUUCCUUUCUUCUCAUCAACAGGGUUCUUUUGUGUUGCAUCGGAGUCACACGCGCUCAAGUGUCACGCCGGAACGUUUGUGUUUACGUAAGAGUCAUGUUACGUGCGCUUAUUAUUACAUUGAUUAAUUGUAUUUUUUUAAAAUUUUGUUUUAUUCGCGUGUGGUUCAAGGGGAUUUUUUUUUUUACUUGUGUUUGAGUCCCUCCUUUUUUUUCCCGAGAUUAUUUGGCACGAGUUUUCCAUCAACUGUUUUCCUCUCUCGCGCUCUCGUCCGUAUUCUUAAACGUAUCGGCGCCUCAGUUCACCUGUUUGAAAAGCCUCUCGUGGAAGUUGCUGGGAUUUUCAUGGACUGUUUUGUGGUCCCAGUGAUAGUUUUACACGACUUCUGCACACCAUGAACUCUAAAAUCACCAUGAAAACCCGGUUAAUCUUCUCUGCGGCCUUGGGAAACAGUCGUAAAUAAUCAACGCUGCCAGACUGUCGUGCUCUGCCUCUUCUGUUUGCCGAUUUCCGACCCUAAAACUGCUUCAUCACCCAAAUAACUGUCUUCAUAUAUGGUUAUCGUUUAAAUGGUUAAUUAUUGGUGUUUCUUGGCAAGAGUUAUGGGCCAGAAACCGGUAAAUACGAGGCUCUGAGUACGAUAAUCUGACAACCGUGGUCGUAAUGGGAGCCCGAUACGUUUACUAAUAUGGACCUCUAUCCGACGAUGCGAUGAUCUAGGCAAGCAAGGUACAUGUGAUUUUAGCUGUUUUCCCAAUUACUGUUAAUGUUGUUACUGUUGUUGUUCUCGAGUGUGGGGAGGCACACACACACACACACACACACGAACACACACCUGGCUCUUCUGACGUGCGCACACCCGCCCUCUUGCACACAUGUCACCAAAGAAUCGUGUACGUGGAAGUGUGUGUGCGUGACCUCAAGAUUUAAGACAAGGAUGGUUGGCUGCCGAUCCGUGUACGUGCUGUGUAUUGUUAAGGCGUGGUGCUGCCCUGCUGUGGCCUGCUGUGGGACUUACCGGGAGGGAGAACAGCCUCUGCCAUGCCCUACCAGCCACCCUGCACCUCCCACCCCUUCAGCUCUCUCUCUAAGCCUCUCUAUACCGUCCCUGGGCCCCUAGAGACCUCCUAAUGCCUUGUUCACGUCACUCAACGACCCUAACAGCCUCUGCCAUGUCCUUCCAGCCACCUUGCACCUACUACCCCUUCAGCUCCCUCUCUAUAACUCUAUACCGUCCCUGGGCCCCUAGAAACUUCCUAAUACCUUGUUCACGCCACCCAGCGACUCUUAACCUAGGGAGAACAGCCUCUGCCAUACCCUACCAGCCACCCUGCACCUCCUUCUCCCCUUCAGCUCUCUCUCUAAACCUCUCUAUACUGUCCUUGGACCCCAAGAGACUUCCUUAUACAUUGUUCACGCCACCCAGCGACCCUUCACCUUUCCCUUCAUAACCUUCUCACGUCGUCUCAUGCCCACGACACACACGCCCUCCGACACCCGCCUCCUCAUACAACAACACCCGGCCGCCCCCUAAUCCCAGGACGCACACACGCACACAGCCACACACGCUUCUUCUUCUCCCUCCUGAGUCACCUGCCCUUGCCUACCUGAGGCGUGAAAGGUAUCAAGACAACAAAGGUUAUUUCCUCAUCUUAUUAUUUACUCAUGUUUCCUCCUUUUUCUUCCUUCUCGUCCCAUGAGCUUGGCGGCUGGCGGGGCGGUAUCCUCCCGGGUUGUGGUUGUGAUAUAUUUACCGUGGACGCUUCGAGGCCGCGGCGGCAGGGCAACACCUUGAUCGAUUGGCUGCAGAGGAAACGUGGGUCGGCAGGUCCGUGAAGGCUGAUCGUCCCUUACAUCGAGUUGUUUUGUUGGACUCAUCUUUUUUCCUUGUGGUCUGCCUCUGCGGCGACCCCGAAACUGUGACGUCACUUGGAGGGCCUUCACUGAUUGGCUCUUCGAUCAGCCACUCACGGUGUUCACCCAAGACGAUGAAAACUACUCACAAACCACAAUGACAUAUUCUUCAAUACCUUUACAAUGAUCUUCAACAAUAACUACGUCACUUCAAUAGAGAGUUUGUGGUUAUUUUGAAUGAAGGAUUAUUUUUUUAGUGAAACUUCUCGAUAUUUUUAUGCAAACGUUUAUAGGGCGGGAAAUUGAGCAAACAAAUGAAGUACGAAACGCGAAAGGGACGUCCCAGGGCACUGAAUGACAGCCAAACGCUCCUUAGACGCUGCCUCCGAUGUCUGAAACCCCCAUUCCGAGCGGCCCCGUUUUUGAGAGUCCAUACUUAGGUGUUUUUUAGCGGCUUGUAGUGUUGUGUGUAGCGUCUGUACAUACAUAGGUGUCGUGACGGAGACAGAGAGAGAGGGAGAGAGAGAGAGAGCGCGCGGCGUCAAGGCCCUCUAGGUGGUUACAAUGGAUAUACAUACAAUAUAUAUUUUUCCUUUGAACGUACGCGUAAAAGCAUCGGUGUUAUCUAGUGUGUAAUGGAAGUAUUUUUGUUGAUAGAUAUAAAGAUGAUAAUAAUGACUCACAGUGGGCAAAUAUGCAUGUACAGUUAUUUUUCUGGUAAUAAUGAAUGAGUUUGAUGAUUACGUUUGUGUGACGCGGCUUCGAGGGUUUGGUGAGGGGGGUGAAGGUCGGCUCGAGGGGAGGGGGAAAGGGGGGAAGGGGAGGGAAGAGGAAGGUCAUGGGGUCAGGUUGAGGAUAAAUUGGGUGCCCCGAGUGAGGUCAGGUCAAGUGAUUGGCUUAUAACAUUACGGUUCAACCCAUUAGUCUUACCUCGUGAUCAGAGUGGCGGGUAAUGUUAUAAAUUUUGACUCCUAUGCCAUUAAUAAACUACGGAUAAGAUGCAAUUAAUCGACUGUUUACACUUAAAUAAACUUUGUAGCUCUUCAGAACGUUAAUUAAAGAAGAGUUAUCAGAUGAGGUAUAUAUAAUAAUAAAAAUUUUGAAUGAAAAGAUAAGUAGAGAAAGAAACAAGGAAAACUACGACAAAGACAAAGUUUUCCCAAGUAAUAAAUCGAGACAUACAAAAAAAAAAAAGAUAUAAUUAAAAGAAAAAUAACGCAAUGGCUGCCAAAUCUUAAUCCAAAACAACAAAAUGACAAAAGAAUAUAAAUAAAACAAAAGAAAAUCCACAUCCAGGUGCCAUAUCUUAAUCCAAAACAAGAGAAUGACAAAAAAUAUAAAUAAAUAAAAGAAAAUCAACGUAAUGGCUGCCAAAUCUUAACCCAAAACAACAAAAUGACAAAAGAAUAUAAAUAAAACAAAAGAAAAUCCAAAUCCAAAUGCCAUAAAAAGAAAUCAAUAUAAUGUCUACCAAAUCCUCACGAGAGAGAGAUGGAGAUGGAGAGAUAGAUAGAGAGACCACCACUAGUAGGCGCGCUGUGUUACAUUCAGUCUCUCCUCGGAAUAGUAUUAACUAAACUAGCCAGGGUUCCGAUCAUCACUAUUAUUACUAUUACUAUUAUUAUCCUCACCAUUACUUCACGUUCGUUCACAAAUAUGGAAGCGUCAUUCGUUAAUCCGUGGCUCGCUUGACUUGUUUGUUCUUUAUCGUUAAAAAUUGUCACUCCGAAACGUUACAAUCCCUCGCAUUCGUUACAAUCAUUACCGUUACGAUCGUUUACGUUAUAUCCCUCACUCCAGCCCACGCCGUCACUGUAUUAGAUGUUACUUAAGUUAACGUAUAAAAUCACUCUCUUGUUGAAUUUCCCUGUAUAAUUUAUGAAGGAAAGCAAUAUUAGCAGUGCACAUAAUUGUAUAAAGUUAUGGAUGGAGAGGAAGAGAACUACUACCAUUGAUCGCUAGGUGUCUAUAUAUAUUUUAUGUGGAGUCUAACUCUUUCCAUAACCCCGCAGGAAUAAAUAGUGUUUGUUUUCUGUUGGUGUUUGUGACAUAAUUAUUAAUAGCCUGUCCAGUUUGUUGUUGACGUGUGUUUGAGUGUGUGUGAUUGUGUGUGUGUGUGUGUGUGUGUGUGUGUGUGUGUGUGUGUGUGUGUGUGUGUCACUCAACUCCACCUCCACCUCCACUUCCACCUCCACAUCCAACUCUCUCCUCCUCGAUUUUUCCAUGACCUCUUAAAUUCCUAAACAGAAGGUCAGGUCAGGUCAUGUCAGGCUAAGACUCCCCCCUUUAGGGCUUUCCAGAGCUGACCUAAGACUGCCAAAACCAAUAACCCUUUAAGAGAGCACAUGAGGGUAAGGGCAAAGGUGAGGGAAGGCAGGUGAGGUUAAGAGUGAAGAGGUGUGUAAGAUAGCGCCAGAAAGAGGGUGAAGAAGGAAGGAGUGAGGGAGAAGGGAAGGAGGGGAGUAAAGGGAAGGGUGUGGGGAAGAAGAGGGGAGGCAGAAGGAACGUAAGAUAAAGAGGGGAUGGGGAACAGAAGUAGAUUGAGGUGAGAGAGAGAAGGGAAGAACAGGAACGAGGGGAAAAGGAAGGGAGGUAAGGUAGGCAUAGGAAGAACUGAAGAAGGGGACGAAAGGGAAAGGGAAGAAGGAUGACUGAAGGGAAAGGAUGAGGAAGGCGAGAGGAUGAAGGGGAUGAAAGAUGACUAAGAGAAGUAUGAAGAGGAGAUGAAGGGCAAGGGAAGAAGGGCCAGAUUGAAGGGGAAGGGAUGAGGGUGAAGGGGAGGAAGGGGUUGGGAGGAAGGGGUAUAAGGUACGAAUUAUAUGAGGCAGGAAUGACGGCAGGUGUGAGGGCGGAAUUCGUGAGUCGUUACCACCUGAGAACACGCGAUAGUCUCCUUCUUUAUCUCGCUGUUCCUAUUUUUAUCAUUCUGCGUUCUUCUUCUUCCUUCUACUUCUCUACGCUCUGAUCUUUUUUCCUUCACUCUUUGCUAUAUCUAAUUCUCUGUCUCAUUUCCUCUUUUUUUUUUUAUCAUUUGGGUUCUAAUUUUCCUUUCUUUCUAAUUAUAUUGCUACGCCUAACCUUCUCCUUUCAUCCUUUCUUUAACUAAUUCUGUCUCUGUUCCUAUUUUUUAUCACACUGUAUUUCUCUUUCUAGUUACGUUUCUACUCUAACCUUUUUCUUUCACUCUUUCUUUGUCUUCUUUUCUCUCAGUUCCUACUUUUAUCACACUGCAUUUUUUUUCUAGUUACGUUUCUACUCUUAAACCUUUUUCUUUCACUCUUUCUUUAUCUAAUUCUGUAUCUCAGUUCCUAUUUACGUUCUCCUACAAGCCUUUUUUCCUUAACUUUUAUUUAAUCUAAUUUUGUAUCUUAGUUCCUGUUUGUCAUCAUUUUACGUUCUCCUACAAGCCUUUUUCCCUUCACUUUUCUUUUAUCUAAUUUUAUAUAUUAGUUCCUGUUUUUCAUCUGACUGCGUCCUCCUACAAAACGUCUUUCUUCCACUCUUUCUGUAUCUAAUUCUAUCCCUCAGUCCCUAUUAUUCAUUACCCCGCGUUCCUGUAAUCACACUGCUGUUCCUCAUACAUUAUUCUUCCACUCUUUCUUUAUCUAAUCUUUCGCCAGUCCCUUCAUCGUUUCGUGACCGCAAGAAAGGCAGAAAAUGAGUUGAACGUUACCUAGACCAUUCCUUUCUCUCACUCUUCUUUCCUACCUUCCAUUACCUCUGUUUUGUGUGAGGCUUUGAAUAUGUCACCGUGUGCACUAAAGGUCCCAAGAUGCAAUAUUUAAGAGCCCGGAAGGUACUUGUUAUAUAAAGAUUGCGUUACAUACAUACCUAUACGCGUACAUUGUGCUCUUAUGGUCAGGAGUUACAGGUCGUGAGGUAAUUAUCUAACCCAAUGUAAUUAAGGUAUGGAGAUAUCUAAUUAAGUGUUCUAGGGUCUUAAAAUACCUGGUCCUGGAAUGAUCAAGACUUAAACCUUAGUAAUUUGAAGGGACUGCAAUUAUGUUUGGAUGAUAGAAGAGAACGUUAAUAAGUCUGUGAGUAAAAAGGGUCUUGGAUAUUAGGUCUUGAAGAGGGAGAGUCAAAGGUUCGAAUUGUUGUUUGUGAGAUUCUGUUUGUGUCCCUCGUAACCAAGUAACCUUAGAAACUUAUGGUCAUGGUUGAUUGAUAAAGGGGAAUGUUAACAAGGCUCUACGCAUGAAGGAUCUUGGACAUAACGGCUUGAAGCAGAAGGGUUUGUUAAUCGAAUAGUUGUUUGUGAGAUUCUGUUUGUGUCCCUCGUAACCAAGUAACCUUAGGAACUUAUGGCCAUGGUUGAUUGGUAAAGGGGAAUGUUAACAAGGAUCUACGCAUGAAGGAUCUUGGACAUAACGGCUUGAAGCAGAAGGGUUUAUUAAUCGAAUAGUUGUUUGUGAGAUUCUGUUUCUGCUCCUCGUAACCAAGUAAUCUUCGUAACUUAAAGGUACUACGCUAAAAGGGAACGUUAAGUCUCUAAGUAUGAAGGAUCUUGGACAUAAGGGCUUGAAGCGGAAGGGCUUGUUGAUCGAAUAGCUGUUUGUGAGAUUAUGUUUGUGUCCCUCGUAACUAAAGUGUUCCCUCGAUGUCCCCUCCCACCCUCUGUAUCGUGGCUGUCUCUCCCAUGUAGCCGACGUGUUUACCGGUGAUUCAAGACGAGAAUAAGACUAGUAACGUUGUGGAUAAAAGUGUUGUGCCUUUUUCAGCAAAACUAUGAAAUGUGAAACAAAUUAAAUGUUACCGUGAGUGUGUUUUUUCGUCUUAUCUGUCGAGUUCACUUCUUCCUCAGUGCCGCGAAGUAAAGGCUCGGCGCGGCGCUCGUCAGCCAGUCAUUCUUUGUCUCCAUUUGGGUGUUCGAGGUUCACUCUAUGGUUCUAUGUGUUGUCGUGACUGUCCCUCGGGUGAGACUUGCCAGGGGGCAGCGGAGACGGUCUUGGGAUAAGGACGGAAGGUUAGACAGUAGACGAAACAUGCUCAGACAGCCUUAUACUUUAGUCUUCACGCUUCUCUUUAUUGUGAUCUGAUCUGCCCAUUCUCCCUUACCCUACCUUGGUGCUCUGUUAGGUUUUACUCUGUCUCUUGAAGUAGGGAGGAAAGGUUAGCCAAAAAACCUUACGGAACACCUUUCUAUUUCUGGCUUCACGUUUCUCUUUAUAGUAAUCUGAUCUACUCAUUCUCCUUUACCCAACUUUAGCGCUCUUUUAAGUUUUCUCUAUCUCUUGAAGUAGGGAGGAAAGGUUAGCCAAAAAAACCUCACGGAACACCUUUCUACUUCUGGCUUCACGUUUCUCUUUAUCGUAACCCAAUCUGCCUAUUCUCCCAUUCUUGAAUUCAAUGCGGUGACUAUUCUUGGACUUGUUGCAGUGACUUCGGGCUGACUUCAAGCACGUAAACCAAUAGAGACGUGGUGACUUUUCUUCAUGGACUCAAUGCGGUGACUUUGAGAUGACUUGGAGCACGUUAACCUACAGAGACGCGGUGACGAUUCUAUUUUCAUGGACUAAAUGGCUAACUUCGAGUACGUUAGCCAAAAUGUGACGUGGUGACAGUCCAUUCUUCUUGGUGACUCGGGGCUGACGUCGAGCACGCUAAUCCCUACAGAGACGCGGUGACAGUCCUAUUUUCUUGGUGACUUGGGGCUGACUUCGAGCAGGCUAAUCCAUGGAGACGCAGAGCAGGCAAGUUUCACCUCCCCAGAGCGUCGGAAAGUGCGGCCACAGUCUGUUUCUCGGUGUUCGUGUAGAGACGUAUACAAUCAUGAGUGUUGUACGUACGAGACAAUAUAGUCCCUUCCCUUCUCUUUCUUCUCCUUGUGAAUCGUCUAGGUGGUUCUGAUCCUCCUCCGCCUCUUCUCUUCUUCCCUUCCUUCCUUUUCCAAUUUCCCUUCCGUUUUCUCUCUUCCUUCUCCUCUUCCUUUUCUAAUUCCUCUCCUCUCCUCUCCUCUCCUCUCCUCUCCUACUACCACUACCACUACUACUACUACCACUACUACUAUAACUACUACUAUUAGUGCGACUACAUUAGUCCUUCAUCGUGUAACAAUGUAAUAAUAGUAAUAAUGAUAACUAAAUAAAUACUUCAAUAAACAAAUAAAUAAUACUAAUAGUUAAUAAUACUAAUAAUUCCUAACCCUUGUUGUUGGAGCCACACGCGCGGUCGUACUCGUAAUAAAUAAAGUGUUUUAACUGAAUAGCGAAAUAGUGACGUCAUCGUGUGUACAUAAUAUAUACGUAAACAAACAGGAUCCCCGACCCCCUCAAAGUCAAGAUGUGUUGUGAUAAACGAUUCGAACCUUGUUGUGUCAGUGUGUAUAAGUGUCUCAAUGGUGUGUCGUAGCGAGGCGCGGGGGAGAGCGAGGAGAGGUUGGCUGGUGGUGGCUGCCCCUGACCAAAAGAGAGAGAGUGAGUGAGUGAGUGAGCGAGUGUCUGCGAGAUAUUAUGCAGUGAAAAAAUAUAUAUGAGGAAAUAUAGCAGAAUUGAUCAUG
This is a messenger RNA of Eriocheir sinensis (Chinese mitten crab), 13231 nucleotides long. It is a transcript of the gene ChT, whose product is annotated as high-affinity choline transporter 1-like. Gene Ontology annotation, biological process: transmembrane transport; choline transport; acetylcholine biosynthetic process. The transcript is spliced from 11 exons. Gene Ontology annotation, cellular component: plasma membrane. The record is from RefSeq and is a predicted model, not a curated record. The coding region runs from base 1166 to 2959 and encodes 597 amino acids. Gene Ontology annotation, molecular function: choline:sodium symporter activity. Lineage: Eukaryota; Metazoa; Arthropoda; Malacostraca; Decapoda; Varunidae.